AUGGAACACAGAUAACUAUUAGAAACUCUGGUUGUCGAUUUAUUAAAUAGUCCUGUCAACCCAUUAAUUUAAUAUCGAGACUUUCAAAUUUAACACAUUUGUAAAUAAAUAGGAGUUAAUGAAUAUGGAGGUUAAAGAGAUGCAAUUUUCUUUAAGCAUUUUGCUUCCCAUUUUAUUUCAUAUUUAAAUGAAAAAAAUGAACUUUCAUCUAUCAUUUAAUAAGCUCAAAUAUCUAGAAACUAGUCUAAAGCACAGGAACUAUAAGAAAAUAAAUAAAUUGCAUUACCGCAAAAAGUUUAGUAAUUUGUAAGUCCCAUCUGUGUAAAACCAAAAAAUGAUACGGCUUAAAUAAUUGAUGAUGAAAUAGGGGACUCCAAUAAGCGAAAAAUUGAUUUGGAGACAUUUGUACCUAAAUCAUAUAUGCCUGUGCCAAAUUUUAUUGGGGUUAAUUUCGACAUUAAUAAUAAUCAAUUUAAUAAAACAAAUGAUAACUCUAAACAUACAUCUACAAAAACAGCAUCAACCAAAUAGGAUAAUAAACCUAAAGAUUUGAAAGUCAUUCCUGAUCUCAUAGUCAAAAAGAAAAAUGAGAAAACCCCUCAAAAAAUUGACAACAAUAAUAAAACAUAUACAUUUCUUGAACCUGUUGAAUUCAAGGAAACUUAAUUAAAUAGAUCUCUGCAAUCUAAAACAGAGCUCUAAAAUAAUUGCAAAAAGAAAAAGCUGUCCCCAUCUUUGGACUUAAUUAAAAAAAAAGAUAUCAAACCAUUCAAACCAUUCAAACCAGAUUCUCAAUCUGAAUCACUUGAAAUAAGAACCUCAGAAGAUUUAUCAAUGAGAGAAGAUAGCAUUAAAAGGAAAGAGAACAUCAAAUUAUAAAAUAAAUAAGAGAAGAAAUUAAGUAAGGACUUAGAAAAUUUUAAUAAAAAAGAAAAACUCUAGAAAAUUGAAAAAAAAAAACAUUCAGAAGCUGAUAUUAAAUAACAACUUGAAAAAUCAACUAAAUAGAUUAUUCCAAUGAUUGACAAAAAGGAAAGGAAGAAAAAAGAAAGGUUGGAAAUUGAUAAAUUAAGAAAAGAGAAAAGGGAAUUAGAAAGAUAAUAAUAAUUAAAAGAGAAAAAUUAAAUAUUAGAAAGAUUAGAAAAAGAAAAAUAGAAUAAAGAGAAAUUAGAAAAAGAAAGAUUGGAGAAGGAACGCUUAGAUAAAUUUGAGAAAGAAAGAACAGAAAGAUUAGAAAAAGAAAGAUAAGAUAGAAUUGAACUCUUAGAAAAAUAAAGGUAAGAAAGGGAAAAAUAGGAUAGAUUAGAAAAGGAAAGAUAGGAAAGAUUAGAAAGAAGCGAUAAACAUAGAUAAAAGGAAACUUAAGAAUUAGAAUCAAUCAUUGAAAAAUUAUUAUGUGCUAAUCCCAAUGAUUCUUCUAAAGUUAAAAAAAAUUAAGAAUAAGUAAUAAUUGUUGAUAGCAAUGAUAAAGUAACCAAAAAACUAGAAAAAGAAUAAUCAAAACUAGAAAAACCUCAAUGUAAUUAUUGCAAAAAUAUGGAUUCCAAAACUAUUGAAAUCUAGGAUGGAGUAAGAAUAUGUACAUAAUGUUUGCUAGUAUCCAUCAAUCCAUUCUAAAAAAUCAUAACAAAAUUAGCUUAUAUUGAAUACAAAUACUCAGGAAAAGAAAAUGCAAAAACUUGCCAAACCUUCACUAUUGAUACUUCAACCAAUUGCAAUCUUGAAAUAAGAUGUGUAGCCUUGAAUAAAUAAGGAUUAUAUGAUUUGACUUUUCCAAUGUCCUGCACUCUCUUAAUUAAUGGAGUCACUAUAAAAGAGAUCAGACCAUUGUAAGAAAAAUCUAGUCUGAAAAAAAGAAGGGAUACUUCAAUUUACAUAAAUGUAAAAGAUUUAAUCAGAUAAAAUAACUAUUCAAAGAAAUUUUUAUUCUCUAUAAUAGAACGCCUAGCUGAAUAAUAAUAUCGUAAAGACACAGUUGGUUCAAUCUAUUGUUUUGGUUUGUUUUUGGUAGAACCUUUAAAUGUGAUACAAACAAUUGAGAAAUUUAAAUCAUUAGAUAUUUAACCAAAGAUUAAAGCAGACUAAAGUAAAAAAGAAAUAUAAGUUGCUAAAACAAUCAUUAGUCUCUAUUGUUAAUUCACUUUAGAAUUAAUUCAAAUUCCGGCAAAGGGUGAAUUUUGUUAGCAUGAAUAGUGCUUUUGUUUGUGUAGUUUCCUUGAGAUGAUGAUUAAGGUAGAACACAAAAAAUGGAUAUGUCCAAUAUGCAAAAAGGUGUGCUUCCAUUUGGUUAUUGAUAAAUACCAAUUGUUUAUUAUUGAAAGAAUCAAACAAUUGGAAAUUUCAAUUGACCAGUUAGCAUUAGACCAUAAUGGUUAAUUAGAUAAAGAUGAAUAAAUAAAUUUAAUAUUGUAAGAUUAAACAAUAAAAACAUAUUAAGACAUAGUUGAUAGGGGAUAUCGGAAUAUUAAUAAGAUUAAUAAAAAUGAGGAUGAAGAUGAUAUUCCAAUAGUAACUAAUGCUGGAAAGAGUUAAAAUUUAGCUAUAAUUUUGAUUGACGAUUGA
Paramecium tetraurelia is the source of this 2562-nucleotide messenger RNA. RefSeq lists its product as uncharacterized. Gene Ontology annotation, biological process: protein sumoylation. Gene Ontology annotation, molecular function: SUMO ligase activity; zinc ion binding. The record is from RefSeq and is a predicted model, not a curated record. The transcript has 4 exons. Lineage: Eukaryota; Ciliophora; Oligohymenophorea; Peniculida; Parameciidae.